Molecule: messenger RNA, 2980 nt
Organism: Perca flavescens (yellow perch)
Lineage: Eukaryota; Metazoa; Chordata; Actinopteri; Perciformes; Percidae
Gene: shdb
Product: Src homology 2 domain containing transforming protein D, b
Exons: 8
Coding region: 349-1608 (419 amino acids)
Molecular function (GO): phosphotyrosine residue binding
Source: RefSeq, a predicted model, not a curated record
AAUGCGCAAAAACGCCGGAAUAACGUUUGAUUGGCGAUGAUGGAUGAAAACCUUUUUCUGUCGCGUGCAGCACUGCCAGCACAACAAGCAUUUUGUAAAGCCGCGUGCCGAAGCGCAGAGCUGUCAUUUUGUGUUUAACGAGCGGUUGUUAACUGUAGAGUAGCAUUCUGUCAUGUAUAACUUUGUCAUUGUGUCGGUAUCUCGGUAGCUCACACUUCAACACUGGACGGCUGUGGGAAAGUUCCUUAUUUUGGACACUUUGAACCAAUCACUGGAAGGUUAAAGUUAAUUUAACCAAUGGCAACACUGGAGGAGCUGAAGCCAGAUCUCUUAUACUUUUGAACUUGAAUGAAACGAGAGCCUCCUGCUCUCACUCCACCACACACCAGCACGUUUGGAAGCAGAGCUGCAAUGGCCAAGUGGCUGAAAGACUACCUGAGCUUUGGCAGCAGGAAGGUGCCUCCGCAGCCGCCCACACCAGACUACACAGAGAGCGAGAUCCUUAAAGCCUACCGGCUCCAGAGGGACCUGGACUUCGAGGAUCCCUACGAGGACUUAGAAAACAGGUCCAGGGGCGACUCUGUGACUUCUGACCCCGCUACACCUGUGUAUGGGUCUCCCAUGAAGUCAUCCAGUGUGGAUGGAAAAUCUCCCAAACACAGACUGAUCAAAGUGGACUCCCAGGAGCUGGGGCGUACCAAGAUCCUCCUCAGUGCUGUCUCUUUAGAGGACCAGCAAGAGCCUGUGGUGCCGUCUGCUCCGUUGGCAGGCGACACCGAUUAUUCGGACCCAUUCGAUGCUCGCUUGGACCACAGGCCAGAACCAGAUCUCAGACCUGUUCCCUGCGAGAAUAAUGGCUACAUGGAACCGUAUGAGGCCCAGAGGGUCAUAACAGAGCUGCAGCGAGGAGGAGGAGGAGGAGGAGGAGGAUGGUCACGGAGUGGGGUGCAGCUCUACGACACCCCCUAUGAAGAUGUGCGAGGCCAGCGCCUGGGACUGUUGUAUGGAGAACCUCAGGAGGAGGGCAAGGAGAGCAGCAGGCUGCCGCAAGAUGAUGAGAGACCGGCUGACGAGUAUGACCAGCCAUGGGAAUGGAAAAAGGAUCACAUAUCCAAAGCUUUUGCAGUGCAGUUUGAUGGCGCGGAGUGGGACCGCUCCUCGUCCCCCACUGAGCGGUUGCGUCCUCCGGGGCCCAGGUCCAGCCCGCUGGCAGGAGGGGGAAUGAAGUUUCGAAUGCCGCAGGAAGGCCUCGCCUUGGUUGGGGAGAGAGUGGACCCUACGCUGCCUCUGGAGAAGCAGGUAUGGUACCACGGUUCACUGUCGCGUUUGGAGGCAGAGUCGCUGCUAAUGCUGUGUAAAGAGUGUAGCUACCUGGUGAGAAACAGUCAGACCAACCGCUCUGACUACUCCCUGUCCUUACGGAGCUGCCAGGGUUUCAUGCACAUGAAGUUCACCCAGUACAAAGAUGGCAAGUACGUGCUGGGACAGAACAGCCCUCCCUUUGACACCAUCCCAGAAGUCGUCCACUUCUACACCACACACAAACUCCCGAUCCGAGGUGCCGAGCAUCUGUCUCUGCUGUUCCCCGUGCUGGUGCAGACACUCUGACGCUCCUCCUGGACUUCCAGGACGUCAUUGUGAUCGGACACGUUAACACUUGAAUGUUUGAUGGGAAUCUUCCCAGCGGAGAGAGACAGUUCUCGCUUCUUGUUGGACUGGACUACUUGAUGAUUCUACACACCAGGGGCUAAUGUCAUAACCCACCACUGCUGUUGUACCUGUGCCAAGUGUCUCUAACAUCCGGGGGAUCGAUUCACAUGAAAUGCAGUACCUGAACUUGAGGCUACCUUUGCUGUAACUCUUCUCUCUCAUCUCACUCUCGCUGAACCGAAGGGGCAAACUUCAGGACAUGUGAAAUUCUCCCUUUCUUUAUUACAUUUCUUACACAGCUGACUGAAAUGCAGAGGAAGUUAGCAGAGCUGUACCUGGGAGAAAGUCUGUAUAUUGUGAAUGUACUGAUGCUCCAGGAGACAUGCAGGAGAUUUAGAUUUAAUUACUGCUGUUCCACAAACAAAAAAAAACACCUCAUUAAAAAUAUUGCUGUUAGGUGAAAACCUUGCGAGUCAUAGUUUGCAGAUUUUUCAUGUUUAUAUGAAUCAAUAAAAUCAAUUGUACUGUAUAAGAUAAGAAACCUUUUUCAUCCUCUGGCUUGGGAGGCUCUGUUGUAAAUGUUGGAAAAUUCACAUUUUCAAUUAAAAAACACACAAAACAAUGCUAUUUUCAAAGAUAUAAGGUUUUUACUAAGAGCAGUUAUAUUUCAGAUGCUUCUACACAAAGCCACACCUGCUCAUUUUCGCUCAGUCUGUCAUGCUGCUGUACGUCGAGGAUCUGCUUGACACAUCUCCAUGUUACUUGUUGAUUGUCCAUCAACAGAGAACUUGUGUUGUAUUGGUACUUGUGUUGACCUUGUUGACCUGUAUUUGUUGUUGGUUGCUUACCUUGCAUUUGGUAGACAAUGCUGGGUUUGUAAAAAAAAAAAAAAAAAAAAAAGAACCUGUCACUGCUGUGAUUGUCUUUUCACGCUUGGAAGCUGAGCUGUAGGCUACAUCUGAAGCAAAGAAUCAGGAAACACUGAACACUCUCAAACAAACUCUCAAACUUUGUAACUGUUGGCAAUUUCUCACACUUCCUACAUAUUUGAGCACAGAUUUUCGGCUAGCCAAGUCACUACUUGCUGGUUGGUGAGUUGUAUUUGAGUUAAAUGCUUGCCAUCUGGAAUGGGUUCCCAUGUCUGCUGCCUGGUUGCAGCAUUGUGCGGCAAAAACAGAUUUUAGAGGAGAGCCAACAUCUACCAAACACAUUUGUGACCAUUGGAAAUUAUUUAAAUCAUUCCUGCUUAAUCUGAAAUUGACUGGGUUGUAUUCAUUAUUAUUUUGGGCAGUUUCUGUCAAAAAUAAAAGAUGAUGGGAUGUUUAAUUUA